This is a messenger RNA of Megalops cyprinoides (Indo-Pacific tarpon), 1328 nucleotides long. RefSeq lists its product as uncharacterized. NCBI's taxonomy places the organism in Eukaryota, Metazoa, Chordata, Actinopteri, Elopiformes, Megalopidae. The record is from RefSeq and is a predicted model, not a curated record. The transcript has 4 exons. Bases 226 to 1152 code for a protein of 308 amino acids.
CAAAGGGGUUAUUCAUACAAGCUGUCUACACGUAGAAAUUAAAAAAUAAUGCUGCCUGUCUGCGGUGCUACUGUAAUUUGUGAUACAAAGUAUUGCUAUAAUUAUUCGUAGAGCAACACAGAAUUACUGGCAGAUGGCCUGGUAGUUUUGUAGUUUGAUUGCUAGGUGUUCGUUUGGUGAGAGAAUUUCUCUAAGGAGAAGUGUUCCUAUCUGGCUAGUUAGGAAAUGUAUCUCUUGUGCACGAUCACAGCGUCCUUAAUUAGCUUUUUGUUUUUAAAAUGGCUGAAAAGAAGGAGGUUUUGCAUGGAUGUGAAAAGACUAGACGGCAAAACAGUUCUCAUUACAGGAGGAAAUUCUGGCAUUGGCAAGGAAACUGCCACUGCCAUGGCAAUAAGAGGGGCUCGUGUCAUUAUCGCAUGCCGGGACAUGGAGAAAGCUGAAAAGGCCGUUCGAGAAAUAAAGGCAACAAGCCAUAACCUAAAUGUGUUCCACAUGCAUCUGGACCUGGCGAACAUGAGAUCCAUCCGAGACUUCUGUAAAACAUUUCUACAGAGAGAGAAGAGGCUGGAUAUCUUAAUCAACAAUGCAGGGAUGCCCAGUGUUUUGGACUGGACAGACGACAGUUUCAGCAUGUGUUUUGGCGUGAAUCACCUCGGCCACUUCCUACUGACCAACCUGCUCCUGGGCCGCCUGAAAGAGUGUGCCCCCAGCCGGGUGAUCACCCUCACCUGCUCUGCCUACAAGUACCAGAAGCUGGACUUCCAGGACCUGAACUACAACCUCUUCCCCUUUUUCACAUACUGCCGUAGCAAGCUGGCCAACAUUUACUUCACCCAGGAGCUGGCCAGGAUGAUGGAGGGGAAAGGGGUGACAGCCUACUCUGUGCAUCCAGGGUACGUUCAGAGUAACUGGACCUGCCACUACUCCAUCCUGUUCCGCAUCGUGAUGCAGGUGAUCAUGUUCAUGUUCUUCGUGUCCUGCGAAGCGGGUGCCCAGACUGUCAUUCACUGCGCCGUGGCAGAUGAGGUGACGGCGCACAGCGGGGGCUACUUCGUUGACUGCCAGUGUGCCUCCCUCCGACCCUUUGCUAAAGACGCUGGAGUGGCCAGAAAGCUGUGGGAGGCCAGUGAAAGGAUGGUGAAGCUUGCCUGAUGGGCUGCAUUCCAUGGGACACAGCCACCUGCAGUUUUCAUAAGAACAUUCUUAUUUGUGACCUUACAUUUAUUUAUUUUUCCAUCAGAGGACAGUUGUUUGUUGCUGAACCAUUGUGCAGUUGAAUGAGUAUGAUUGGUUGAACUUUAAGCCCUGGAUGUGGAUUUAGAUAAUGC